Caenorhabditis elegans is the source of this 1422-nucleotide messenger RNA. It is a transcript of the gene zzz-1, whose product is annotated as G-protein coupled receptors family 1 profile domain-containing protein. Gene Ontology annotation, cellular component: membrane. The coding region runs from base 34 to 1233 and encodes 399 amino acids. Gene Ontology annotation, molecular function: G protein-coupled receptor activity. NCBI's taxonomy places the organism in Eukaryota, Metazoa, Nematoda, Chromadorea, Rhabditida, Rhabditidae. Gene Ontology annotation, biological process: G protein-coupled receptor signaling pathway; signal transduction. The record is from RefSeq and is marked reviewed. The transcript has 6 exons.
GUAAUCGAAUUCAUUGUGUAUGAGUUCUUCGUAAUGGACAUCGGCAAUCAGACAGCGUUAGAAUCGCAAGCAGAAAAUAUUUCCAGUUAUGACAGCACGAUCAUGCAACCUGAUUACACAAAUCCGUGCUCGGCGGCGGAUGACUAUCUGAUCACGGAACGAUUCUGGUUAUGUGUCGUUGCUGGAGUGACUGUGUCCAUUAUAUCAAUUGUGUUCAAUACAUUUAUAUUCUUUGUUUUUGUCACAAAUAAGCAACACCGACGUUCACCAAACCUGUACCUUUUGCUACUUUCCCUUUUUGACGUCUUUAUCGCAUUUGCUUAUAUAGCCGUGAUGUCAGUUCGGAUUCUUGUGAACUUCACGUCCAGCGUAUUUCUAAAAUCUAUUUGGGUCCAUUAUAUGAUUCCAAUGCUAACUGUUUCUCACAUCGGAAUCACUUCUUCAACUUUUCUCAUUUGCUUUGCAUCAAUUGAGCGAUAUUGUAUUACAGUCAAUCAUUUCUUUGUACCGUACCUUCAAAGAUUUCGGCCUCUUCUUGCAUUUACUGCAAUAAUGUGUGGAGUUGUGAGCAAGGGAACAAUUGUAAAGGAAGUCGAUAUUUCUUACAAUCCAGAAUGUUAUGGAGAACUGAACUAUUGGACGGUUGUUCCCUCACAACUCCUAUUUGAUUUCCCAAAGAUCAAUGAAUAUUGGCGUUUUUACUUCCGUAACAUUUUCACAAUCCUUGCACCAUUCUUCAUACUUCUUCUUGUAAACUGCCUUCUUCUUUUCCAACUCCGCGAACAUGUCUUGAAAAGUAAAUGUGCUGAUCAUGAUAAGCAGAAUGUGAAGGAGAAGAAAGCCCGAAUUCGUGCAACUACAAAAUCUGUCGUUAUCAUCGUUUGCACAUAUCUGAUGUCCAACCUGUUGUCAGUCAUCAUUACUAUCUGGGAAUAUAUAGAUAAAGAGUCCAUUUUUAGCGAAGAUUGGAUAGCAUUCUACGUUCUUUCUGUUGAUGUUAUCUCCCUUUUGACAAUUGUGGCUUCGUCUGCUCGUUUACCAAUUUAUGCAUAUUUCCAACCGCUACUGAGAAAGGAAAUGGGACAGUGUCUAGGUGACUGGUGGUGUUGCUGUUUUUCUGAAAAUGACAAGAAAAUGUCUCUUCUGGACGAUCUUCAACUUCCAAAAACCCAAUUAAUUUCAACACCAGAUGGUGAAACUCCAAGCAUCAGCUCCAAAAUUGAAUUCGUCUAAUAUUUUUGCUCAUCAAGAUUAUGGUUUCAAUCGAGAAAUCAAUUUUUUAUUUUCUUUUUUCAAUACUGACGUGCAAUAAUAUUAAAAACGUUUUGUCAAAUCUCGCGGGUUUUUGUUUUUUUUUAUAAUUUUGUGACUAUUAUGUAUCAUUCAAGCAAAUAAUGUUUUCAAUGAUAAUAAAAAUAUUUU